UCUUUGGUUUUCGUUCCGUCCGGCAAGCACCAUUGGAAAAGAACCGGUAGUUUUCAUAGUAGAAACGAAAUUAUUGUGACCAAAAGUGCAUAGUAAUCCGAGUGAUCUUCUCGUGCGGUUCCCUCACAUCGUCCGCCGGGAAAAAUGGUGACCCGAAAGCUGUGGUUGGUAGCUUUUGCCGUGACUGCAUUGUGUUUGCUGCACGAAACGAAUGGAGUCGACCGGAACAACUUCAAAACCUGCGAACAAAGCAGUUUCUGUCGUCGGCUGCGUUUGUCCGAACCAGAAACGAGCAAAUUUGCGGUUCUCCCGGAGACACUGCAAACCUACAAGCAAUACAUUCUGGUGGACCUCCAACACUCAGAGACCAAACACCUGUAUGUACUGAAACUGGGUGCGGUGAAGGGUGGAAUAUUCCACUUCCAAAUAGACGAGAAGAGUCCGCUUAGCGAGCGGUACCGCGUUGUGGACGCACUGGCCAAAGAGCCGGAAUAUGUCGGAGUGAAAGUGGAAAGCGGCUCCGGCGCUUCCAUUGUCGUCGCCGCAGAUGGUGGAACCAACAAGGCAGUGGUGCAGCUGGCACCAUUUAAAAUCGAUUUCCAUCAUGGCGAGAAGGUUGUCGUUUCGGCCAACUCGAUGGGAAUGAUGAGAUUCGAGCAUCUGCGACGGAAGGAAGUGGCUCAGGCAGCACCAGUUGAGAACGAACAGGAAGCGCCAGAAAACGAAAUUCAAGAAGUGAAAGAAGACCCCGGAGCAUGGGAGGAAAAUUUCAAAAGCCACCAUGACUCCAAACCAAACGGACCGGAAGGACUGGCCAUGGAUUUCACAUUCCCUCAAGGAAAGGUGCUGUAUGGCAUCCCGGAGCAUGCGGAUUCUUUCAUUCUGAAGCACACCGCCGGCGGUAAGAGCGAUCCUUACCGUCUGUAUAACUUGGACGUGUUCGAAUACGAGCUGGACAAUGGCAUGGCGCUGUACGGAGCUGUCCCUGUUAUCUACGGCACUGGACCCAGCACUACAGCUGGCGUGUACUGGCAGAAUGCCGCCGAGACUUGGGUUGACAUAUUCUCACCGGAUCAGGAGAAGAACGUAAUGUCGUCUAUUGUGAAUUUCGUAUCUCGCUCCAAUUCAGAAGAAUCGGUGGCAGCCAAUUUUAUUUCGGAAAGCGGCAUAGCUGAUGUCUUUGUCCUUGUGGGCCCAACUCCGCUGGAUGCUUUCCGACAGUAUACGGAUCUAACCGGAAAGGCUCCCCUUCCACAAAUGUACGCCAUUGCCUACCAUCAGUGCCGCUGGAACUACAACGACGAGCAGGACGUCACCACCGUUUCCGCGAAGUUCGACGAGCAUGACAUCCCAAUGGACACCAUGUGGCUGGACAUUGAGUACACGGACGGCAAGAAGUACUUCACCUGGGACCAUCACAAAUUCCCACAUCCGCUGGAAAUGAUUCGCAAUCUGACCGAACGCGGCCGGCAUUUGACGAUCAUCAUCGAUCCCCACAUCAAGCGGGAUGGAGGAUACUUCUUCCACAACGACUGCACCGACCGCGGUUACUACGUGAAAAAUAAGGACGGAAACGACUACGAAGGCUGGUGCUGGCCAGGGUCGGCCAGUUAUGCCGAUUUCUUCAACCCGGAGGUACGCAAGUACUACGCCGAUCAGUAUCUGCUGGAGAAUUUCAAGGAAUCGACGGCCGAGGUCGGCAUUUGGAACGACAUGAAUGAGCCUUCGGUGUUCAACGGGCCUGAGGUGACCAUGCUGAAGGAUAAUCUGCACCACGGAGGGUGGGAGCAUCGCGACGUGCACAACCUGUACGGUCACAUGCACAUCAUGGCUACCUACGAGGGACUGAUUCGGCGCGGUGAAGGAACCCUACGCCCAUUCAUCUUGACCCGAUCGCACUUUGCCGGAAGUCAACGUUUUGCAGCCGUCUGGACGGGAGACAACAUGGCCGAGUGGGGUCACCUGCAAGCUUCGAUCAAGAUGUGCCUCUCGCUUUCGGUUUCCGGUAUCAGUUUCUGCGGCGCUGACGUCGGUGGAUUCUUCGGCAACCCGGAUUCCGAACUGUUCUACCGCUGGUAUCAAACUGGAGCCUUCCAGCCUUUCUUCCGGUCACACGCCCACAUCGAUACGAAGCGUCGAGAACCGUGGCUAUUCCCCGAGGAUGUCAAGCUGAUCAUUCGGGAUGCCGUCCGAAAACGAUACCGUCUGCUGCCCCUUUGGUACACGAUGUUCUACGAGCAUGAGCGAUCUGGACUGCCGAUUAUGCGACCCAUGCUGGCCCAUUACCCAACAGAUGCCAAAUGCUACGGCCUGGACAGUCAAUACAUGCUUGUGGACAAGUUGUUAGUGGCCCCAGUGCUCAAAGCAGGUCAAAACAAGGUCGACGUUUAUUUCCCAACCAAGGAAAACGGCGAGGGUGAUUUGUGGUACGAUUUGGACAACUAUCGGAAGUACUCAUCCGCCGGGUAUGAGUCCAUCGCUGUGGACAACUACAAAGUUCCGGUGUUCCAACGGGGUGGCACCAUUGUUCCGCGCAAGGAUCGUAUUAGACGUGCAGCAACGCUGAUGAAAGACGAUCCAUACACACUGGUCGUGGCCGUGGACAAGAAUGCUUUGGCCAAGGGAACUCUCUACAUUGACGACGAGACCAGCUUUGAGUAUCGUUCUGGAAAGUAUUUGUACCUGGAGUUCGAGUUCAAGGACAACGUUCUCAGCAGCAAGAAAAUUGAUGCCUCAGCCACCUACCCGACAAAGAGCUGGCUAGAGCGCGUGGUUCUGGUCGGUUUGGCAAAGACUCCAAAGUCUGCCACUCUCCACCAAUCCAACGGGGAGUCCUCCACACUGGAAGUGUACCAGGAAGGCGGCGCAGCUAUUGUCCGUAAACCGGGCGUAUCGAUGCUCGACAGCUGGUCGAUCAAACUGAACUACUGAGGGGUUCGUCUAAACUAGGUGAUCAUUUUAUCUUUUAACAACACAACAAAUACGGAGAGAAUUACUUUUGUCGGUUUGACUGAUCUUCUCGCAGAGGAAACGCCGUUCGUUCAAUAAUCGUGGUGGAUUUUUGAAAUUCAGUUAUUGGCUAUCAUAAAACACGAUUUUUUUUUUUUUUUUUUUUUUUAAAAAAAAGACACGGACACGUUCAAUGCUUCCAGUGAGCUUUUCGCUCUUUGAAGGAAGCACGACACUAGACAACGGACUAGCAUGCAACGCCCAGUGGCACAGCCGAAAACUUUUCCUGACAGCUGUGGCGGGAAUCGAACCCGCGCUCCUCAGCACGAUGCGACUAAGAGCUUGGUGACCCUAGCCACACGACCACGGAGCCGCACGAAGUAAAAAGUUUUCAAACCUACUUAGAACGUUGCUUCGAGCAGCACACUUUUAGGCUCAUCAUUCGUAGAAUUAUUAGACAAAGGUAGGUUAAAUUAAGCAUCAUUUGAAAAUCACACGAAAAGUUUCGCCAAAUGCAUUAUUAUGCUGUGGUAAUAGAUUAAAUAUAGCGCUGUGUAAACCUA
This is a messenger RNA of Aedes albopictus (Asian tiger mosquito), 3512 nucleotides long. RefSeq names its product neutral alpha-glucosidase AB (gene GCS2alpha). NCBI's taxonomy places the organism in Eukaryota, Metazoa, Arthropoda, Insecta, Diptera, Culicidae. Gene Ontology annotation, molecular function: alpha-glucosidase activity; carbohydrate binding. Bases 145 to 2931 code for a protein of 928 amino acids. Gene Ontology annotation, biological process: carbohydrate metabolic process; N-glycan processing. The transcript has 5 exons. The record is from RefSeq and is a predicted model, not a curated record.